Messenger RNA from Symbiodinium necroappetens, 5397 nucleotides. NCBI's taxonomy places the organism in Eukaryota, Dinophyceae, Suessiales, Symbiodiniaceae. The record is from the annotation of a GenBank genome assembly.
AUGGACUGCUUCGAACUUGACCCUGGGACAUUUUUCCAACUCGGCGAUGUCCAAGCGCAUUCGGAAGGGAGAUGCUAUGGACAGGUCACUCGUCUACCAGGUUUUCGAACACCGGGCUACAUCUGUCGGCCGCUGUUGGCAGACAUCCCUUUCGAGGCUGACCAGAUUCAAGGAGAUGACUUUCUGAAUAAGACGACGCGUGUUUCAUUUACAAUAGACCCCACAACGGGGAUGGCUCAAAACAUUGAACCACUAUCCUGGCAAAAGGUCCUCACUGCGGCUGAGCGAGUGGACGAGCAGGCAAAGUUGUUUCAAAGGCUGAUACAUCACAAUGACAAUAACGUUUCCAGGUUUUUUGAUCAAGACUCACCAUCUGGCUGCAACUUUGUUGUCUUUAGCAGCAGAAAGUUCACUGCUUGCGAAGAGCCUACGGAGCAAGAUGUCAAGAACCUCAAAACGUUUGGCAAGGCGUAUGUUGAGUUGUGCAACUCAUUGUGCGACGACGAAGGCUAUGUACUUCUGUUAGACUUUGAGGGUGUAAUGAUGGGACAUGGUGGAGAUUUGGUCACAGCUCAGCUUCGGCCCUCCCCUGUCCUUUCUGCUGACUUGAGCCCCCGCCGGGUGCCGACAACAGAGAUCGUGGGGUUGUUGAUUGACCUUGGCUGCGACAUGGGCCGUCAUCUCCUCACAGAUGUUUUGCUUGAUGACAAGCGGACGAAAGUUGCAUGGGGCAUGAAGGCUGCUUUGCAGAACUUGAUGGUCGAAAACUAUUGGCGCACGUCCGAAAGAUAUGGAAAGACAACAAGGUUGGGUCCCCGGCGAGUGCUUGAUGCUCAAAUUGCGUACAGCCUGAAGCCGUUCUCACGUGCUGUAUCCAUGGCUGACAUGGUUGGCAUCGUAGCUCUGAACGGUACAACCGGUCUUAGAUAUUUUACGAACCGCUCGUGGCAUGAAGAGGAUUGGCGCGAAUUUAUUUUUCUCUCUAACUCAAGACAUGAAUCUGGUUGGCAGCUACCUCUAAGCUGGGAGCUACAAGCUUACGCAAUGCAAAAAUUGUGCCGACUUGAAGCGAUCAUCGGAGGUGUCGAGCCUCCAACUGGCGACUUCCGAGAAUCCCUCCGGAUAUCAGAUGAUCUGGGCAAGCAGAUAGCUUGGGACCAUUUGGGGCUGAGGACCUUGCUGCAGGAGACAAUGUCCGUCAAUGUCAUGGUUGAUGAAGGGCCCAGGGUCCUUUCAAGGCCCAAGGACCAAGCAGGGGCCGAGGAGACAGCAGGGGCCAAGGAGAAAGCAUGUGCCAUAGAGUGUGUGCGGCACUUGAAGCGAAUUUUGGCGAACUUCGAUGGGGAAGAGUUACAGCUACAGUUAAAGCAGGCUAUGCAAGAAGCUCUGAGCAAGAACGAACAAAAAUCGCUGCUUGAGAACCUGACUCGGGUCUGCAAGCGAGCGGAAGAUUGGCAGUUGCCGUUGCGAGAACUAUAUUCGGUGAGCGAGCAGAACCCGAAGUGGGAGGAGAUUCGAAAAGUAUGUGAUACUCUUGCCUCCUGGAAUUCUUGCUAUGAUUCCUGGGUCCAUAAUUGCUUGCGCGACCACCAACUCCUCAAUAAUGUCAUCAAGAACAUCAAGACGGGAGCUGCCGACACCAUUUCAGCUGUCGCCGAUGCCCGCAGGUGCGAGGCCUGCGUUAGGCAGAGUCGCCGUCCUGCCUCAACACAACUGAAAGCGAGAGUCAUCCGCAAUGACGCGGCAGCAGUAGAGCCCCCCGAGGGUGCCAGUGAUCUGACAGACAUCAGCAGUGGCUCAAUACUCGCACAUUUUGCCUGGCAAUUUCCAGUGGCCCCAGAGCAUGCCGACGAUCAAUAUUGGACAGGCAUCAGCAGUGGAUCAAUACUCGCACAGAGUGCCUGGCAAUCUCCAGUGGCCCCAGAGCAUGCCAACGCUCAUGAUUGGACCGACAUCAGCAGUGGAUCAAUACUCGCGCAGAGUGCCUUGCAAAUUCCAGUGGCCCCAGAGCAUGCCGACGAGGAUGAUGCAGACAAUCUUUCCGACAUUGUGCCUCAAGAUGCUGAAGUUCGCGUAGGAAAUGAACAUGAAAUUCCAACUGGCGGAACCGAGGACCAUGGUGUUGGCACCGCGUGGACAGGUACUUUAGAGCGGUGGGAACACCAGCUAAGAGAUCGCCGGAAAGAACUUCAAAUUCAGUUCAAUGCGCUUGUUGAAAGACAGCGUGUAUUGAGUUUCAAGCUCUUCGCACUGGGUCAAUCCUUUGAGAACCAUGGGGAACUGUGGAGUCCGGGCCAGCAAGAGCAACAGAUGCAGUCCUGUAGGGCAUUUUCGCAAGAACAGAGCGCAUUGCAAGCAAACCUCAUCGCACUGGGUCAAGAGUCUGUGCAUCUGGAGCGCUGCCUUGCGGCUGGCAGGUUGAGGCUACCAGUCGAGGAUUUGGCGAUCCUGGCGGGGGCUACUUCGAUGCAGGAGGUCUUGCUUCAGAAGAUCUUGAUGAAGCUCGGCAUGCCGACCGAGGACGCCCAUGUGAUGGUGCGGAGCCCUUGCGACUUAGUUUGGCAGAACUUCCAGUGCGACGGGCAGGGUCAAAUCACCGGCCUUGUGUUUAUGGGAAUGGCUUCUCAAGGCCAGGUGCCCGCCGAACUUGCUCAGCUCCAGCGCCUCAGGUAUAUUCAUCUCCACGGCAACAACCUGUCGGGAGAGAUCCCCCGCGAGCUCGGCGAGCUCCAGCUCUGGCUCAGUCAUAAUCAUUUGACCGGUGAGCUUCCGGCGGGCCUGGGCCGGCUCGGGGAGCUACUCGUGCUCGACGUUUCCAGGAAUCGGUUGUCGGGCGAAAUUCCCCGAGAGCUGGGUCUGAUCGAAAGACUGAGAGUGCUUGAUGUCUCCGGAAAUCAGCUGACCGGUGCAGUCCCCCAAGAGGUAUGCGGACUGCAGCAGCUUCGCAUACUCUUGUUGCAGAAGAACUUUCUUCAGCAACUUCCGCCGGUCAUAGACAUGCCAGCAUUGGAGGUGUUUGAUGCCAGUAGCAACUCUUUGAAGGGGGAGCUUGGACUCGGGAUGCUCCGAUCCGUGGAUCAUCUCGAACGCCUGGACUUGAGCCACAACUUGCUGAUGGGAAGCAUCUCAGCUUUCAUCAGUGCCUUCUGUGCCUUGCAGUCGGGGUUUGCUGGCGGAAUGCUGAAGGAGUUGCGGCUGAACCACAAUCGGCUGAGUGGGGAGAUUCCUGCAUGCUUGCUGCAGCUUAGAGACUUGGAGUUCCUAACUUUGAACGACAACAAGCUUUAUGGCGCUUUGCCGGACAUUACAGCAUCGCAGCUGACAGUGCUGGCUCUUCACAGAAAUGGCCUCACGGGUGUGCUUCCUGAAAGCUUCUGGGCUCUUGCUAAGAACUUUCUGGCUGUAAUGUUUGAUGGCUUGCAACGCCUGAGCCGUUUGGGCAUCCUCACCCUCCACGACAACAGCAUCGGAGGAAGGAUUGGCAGCCUCAACUUGAACACGGCGUGCUUGGACAACUCGAGGUUCAGGCUCCGAGGCUUUCCCUGCGGAAAGGAGCCUAGGUGGCACUUUUGGGAAGAACUCUCUGAGUCGUUGGAAGCAAUGAUGCCUAACGAUCGCAGAGCAGUGGAGAUGAACUGCCCAAAGUCGCUGAAGGCUUGCAGUGCCAUCGGCUCUAGCAAGCUCACCCUGCAUCACAACCGCUUCGCAUGCGCUGUGCCAGAGAGCAUCAGCCGCAGCAAGGCGCUAAGCCUGACAGUCAUGGGGAACAUGCUGGGAGAUGGACAAGAGUUACUGGCGUCAUGGAUCUCCGAAGAGGAGCUGCAGCCUUUCCUGUACUACUCUCCAAGGGUUCUUGAGUCCAGCUUGCUCGUCCUGGCUGGUUUCCUGGCAUUGCUCUUUGCCGGGAUCUUGUGCGGUCGGCAACUGAAGAGAAGACUUUCGACAGAGUCUCGCAGCUUCGACUUGGGUUCCAGAGCUCAUGUGGCUUCCUCCAGCUUUGCAGUGAUGAGAAGUUCUUGCUGUGCUUUCCUGUUGUCGAGUCCGCUUUUGCUGAUCUUCUGCUUCGGCGGCCGGUACUACGACUGCAGCCCGCCACUGUGGCAAACCACCAUCGCGAGCCUCAAGGCUGAGAGUGUCUUCCCUGAGCUGGGCGUGGUCGCAUGCUGGUGCGCCAUGCAGCUGCUCUUCCGAAGCCUCAUCCUUGGCAUCCGCAGCAAGGCAGGACCAGCAGAGGGUCUUGCGGAGCGGAGGAUGGCCAGGGCCGCCGUGUGGCUUCUUUGGAUCUGCAUCGUCAGCAUUCUGUCUCUCCCAUCGGUCUUCUUCACCUUUGCUCAGUCGGUUCCAGCACAGAAUGUGUGGGAUCUCGAUGACGGUACACUGAGGCUGUUCCACGCGACGGCACCGGUGCAGGCAGUUUUGAUUGACAUGGUGCUGGCCUGGCCAAUUUCAACCACCUUCUCCAGCCUGACGGGAAUCAGGGCUGACAGGCUACUGAUGACUUUCCGACUUUUUUCAGCAUGGCUCUUGGCGGCAUUGACGACAUUAGCCUUCAACGAGAACUGCUACGGAGGCUGGAAGCUGGCGUGGAAAGUUUGCCAGGAGGGAUCGGAGGAACACGACAAGUUCACGUGGAAAAUCUUUGAGGAGGAGAUCUUGAACACGCAGAGGGACAUCUGCGGUUUCGGCGGCGCUUUCUGGCUCGAGGACGGAUGCAGCCGUGCCAUCGUUGGUGGCUUGACGCCCUUCUUGCUCAAGAAGCUCCUGGUCCGAAGCACGAUGCAGCCCUUGAUCCUCGGGGUGCUCUGGCGCUUCUCUCGCCUGGAGCCCCUGGGGCCCGAGGGGCAGUGGGAUCCGGCAAAAGGCCGUCAUCGGAAGCUGCUGGGAAUCUGGCCGAAUACCACGGGAUCCCUCUUGCCCUUGCGACAGAUGGCGCUCUUGACCACGGAGAUGGAAAUCUUGAUUUUUUGGUCUCCACUGUCACCCCUGCUUUGCAUUGCAAUCCUGACAGCGGCUGCGACCAAUCUGCUGAUGUUCAACUUGGGCAUUGAUUGCUUUGGAGUGUGCCUCCCAUCCGAUGAGAUGAACGAAGGGGCUGGGCUUUCAAGCACGUAUCUGAGUCUGACGCUGUGGGCUGCGUCAUUCUUCCAGCUUUGGCAUUCUUUCAGCGCAGGUAUGGCUGGGCGCUUUGUCUUGCUGGCCUUCACAGUUGUCGUGAUGGGCCCCUGGGCGAAGCGCUUUUUGCCCGUGCGCACCGUGAAGCAGGCUCUCUGGCUGGGUCCCCCCGAAACAGGCGAGGCCGAACAGGCGGAGAUGGUCGUCGAGAUGAUGCCGGCAGAGAGGCACGUAGAGGCAUCGCAUUCAGCAGAAGACGCAGGAUGCGAAUCUGCCACUACGCAG